Messenger RNA from Aspergillus ibericus CBS 121593, 2214 nucleotides. RefSeq names its product terpene cyclase/mutase family protein. Gene Ontology annotation, biological process: triterpenoid biosynthetic process; ergosterol biosynthetic process. Gene Ontology annotation, molecular function: lanosterol synthase activity. Lineage: Eukaryota; Fungi; Ascomycota; Eurotiomycetes; Eurotiales; Aspergillaceae. Gene Ontology annotation, cellular component: lipid droplet. The transcript has 4 exons. The record is from RefSeq and is a predicted model, not a curated record. Bases 1 to 2214 code for a protein of 737 amino acids.
AUGGCGGGCAAGCACAUUGGCCCGUGGAGAACCGAGGCGCAAGGCCAUCUCACUCGCGACGCCAACGGUGACUUUCAAACCGACUACUCGCGCUGGCGAUUGCGCGAUGAUCGCGGUCGCCAAACCUGGCAUUAUCUGGAAUCCGACGAGGAGAAUGAACAAUGGCCACAGUCCGUUGCCGAUAAAUACUUUCUCGGCCUCCCAACGGGAUUGCCCGAGCUGCCGGCUCCCAAGACACCGCUGCAGUGCGCCGAAAAUGGCCUGGAGUUCUUCUCCAAGCUGCAGCUGGAGCCGGGCAAUUGGGCGUGCGAGUACGGUGGGCCUAUGUUCUUGCUCCCCGUGGCGAUCAUCACGUACUAUGUGACCAAUACGCCGAUUCCUCCGGAGUAUGCGACGGAGAUCAAACGGUAUCUCUUUGCGCGUCAACAUCCCGAGGAUGGCGGUUGGGGUCUGCACAUUGAAGCCCAUAGCUCCGUCUUUGGCACGUGUAUGAACUAUGUCACGCUCCGUUUGAUCGGGGUCAGUGAGGAUGAUCCUCGCAUGGUGAAGGCCCGUGGUCUGCUCCACAAGUUCGGCGGUGCCAUCUACGGGCCUCAUUGGGCCAAGUUCUCUCUCGCGGUUCUGGGAGUGAUGGAUUGGGAGUGUGUCAACCCGGUUCCUCCGGAGAUUUGGUACGUGCUGCUUCCGGACUGGGUGCCAUUCGCUCCGUGGCGGUGGUGGAUCCAUAUCCGACAGGUUUUCCUGCCCAUGGGGUAUCUGUGGUCCAAGAAGUUCUCGCAUCCGUUGGAUUCUCUGACCAAGCAGCUGCGGCAAGAGCUGUACACCCAGCCUUAUGACUCGAUUGAUUUUGCCGCGCAUCGCAAUUCGAUUCACGAGGCGGAUAAUUACUACCCCAAGACCUGGCUUCUAAACUCGUUGAAUUCUCUGCUGGUCAAUGUCUGGAACCCCUACCUUCGGCUCCCGGCCAUCGUACGUCGGGCGGAGGAGUGGACGUGGGAGCUGAUUCGCAUGGAGGACGAGAACACCGACUACGCUGGACUGGGUCCCGUGAGCAACCCGUUCAACAUGAUUGCCUGCUACGAACAUGAUGGGCCGGAUAGCUACUCAGUCCGUCGCCAUCGAGAGCGUCUGCACGACUACAUGUGGGUCAAGGACGAGGGCAUGCUGAUGAACGGAACCAACGGGGUCCAGGUGUGGGAUACCGCUUUUAUUACCCAAUCCAUCGUGGUGGCCGGGCUCGCCGAUGACCCGAAGUGGCGACCGAUGCUCACCAAGGCCUUGGAGUUCCUGGAGGACCAUCAGCUCCGCGAGAAUGUGCCGAACCAGGAGAAAUGCUACCGCCAGCACCGCAAGGGAGCGUGGCCUUUCAGCAACAAAACGCAGGGGUACACGGUCAGUGACUGCACGGCCGAGGGGUUGCGGUCCACGAUCCAACUGCAGGAGAUGCACGAUUUCCCCAAGCUGAUUUCGGAGGAGCGGUUGAAGGACAGCGUCGACUGCCUGCUGCUGAUGCAGAACCCGUCCGGUGGGUUCACCGAGUACGAGACCACCCGGGCGUCGCCCAAGGUCGAAUGGCUUAAUGCGGCCGAGGUGUUUGGCGGCAUCAUGAUCGGAUACGACUACCCGGAGUGCACGACCGCGUCGGUGACCGCGCUGUCCCUGUUCAGCAAAUAUUAUCCGGAUUACCGCGCCGCCGAGAUCAAGGCCGCCAAGGAGAAGGCCGUUCGGUACAUCAAGCGGGUGCAGCGCGCCGACGGCAGCUGGUACGGGUCAUGGGGCAUCUGCUUUACGUACGCAGCGAUGUUUGCACUGGAGAGUCUGGCCAGCAUCGGGGAGACGUACGAGACGAGCGCCGACUCCCGCCGCGGGUGCGAGUUCCUCAUCUCGAAGCAAAAGGAGGACGGCGGCUGGGGCGAGUCCUACCUGAGCAGCGAACGACACGUGUAUGUGCAGCACGAGCAGUCACAGGUCGUGCAGACGGCGUGGGCCGCGCUGGCGCUGAUGGAGGCCAAGUACCCGCACAAGGAGCCGCUGCGCAAGGCGAUGCAGCUGCUGAUGUCACGACAGCAGGCGAACGGCGAGUGGCUGCAGGAGGCGAUUGAGGGCGUGUUUAACCAGUCCUGCAUGAUCUCGUACCCCAAUUACAAGCUAUAUUGGCCAAUCCGGGCGUUGGGGCUGUAUGCCCGGCAGUUUGGCAACGAGGAACUGGCGUAA